Messenger RNA from Caretta caretta (loggerhead turtle), 432 nucleotides. The record is from RefSeq and is a predicted model, not a curated record. NCBI's taxonomy places the organism in Eukaryota, Metazoa, Chordata, Testudines, Cheloniidae.
AUGGCGGGCGUGGGUAUAUCACAAUCCCAAAAGAUGUCUUCCAGCAAAGCUCUGUGUUACCCACGCCCGCCAUGUUAUCCUGACAUCUGCCCAGACCCAUAUGUUGAUGCCUGGAACGAGCCUUGUGUCACAUCGUGCGGAGACUCGAGCGCAGUGGUCUAUGCACCGCCGGUUGUCGUGAGAUUCCCGGGACCAAUUCUCGCUACUUGCCCUCAAGACAGCUUUGUGGGAAGCACCUUGCCAUAUUUACCCUAUGGGUAUGGGGGCCUAUAUGGAGGUGGUAGUUUCGGUGGCUCAGUCGGUUCUGGGGGUGCUUAUGGAGGUGGAUACAGUGCUGGGUAUGGUGGUGGCUACGGGGGCUUCUAUGGGUAUGGGAAGAGCUAUGGGAGGAAGUGCUAUUCUUCCCGCUUUGGAAGCUGUGGUCCAUGUUAA